Messenger RNA from Megalops cyprinoides (Indo-Pacific tarpon), 2415 nucleotides. It is a transcript of the gene slc26a6l1, whose product is annotated as solute carrier family 26 member 6, like. The transcript has 19 exons. Bases 1 to 2415 code for a protein of 804 amino acids. NCBI's taxonomy places the organism in Eukaryota, Metazoa, Chordata, Actinopteri, Elopiformes, Megalopidae. The record is from RefSeq and is a predicted model, not a curated record. Gene Ontology annotation, biological process: transmembrane transport. Gene Ontology annotation, cellular component: membrane. Gene Ontology annotation, molecular function: bicarbonate transmembrane transporter activity; oxalate transmembrane transporter activity; secondary active sulfate transmembrane transporter activity.
AUGGGUGUGGACCAGAGGGGAGCACGUUACAGCGUGGAGAGAGACGUCCUGGAUGAGAAGAGGCUGGAGGAGGCAGCCCGCAGAGUGGACCAUUCGGAUACGGCCUCACUAACAGAGCGCUUCAAAGACUCGCUGAGAUGCUCUGUGCCCAGGCUGAAACGCAGUGUGGUGGGCUGCUUGCCUGUGUUGUACUGGCUCCCUCGUUAUUCUAUCUGGGACUAUGGCAUGGCCGACCUUAUCUCAGGCAUCAGUGUGGGCAUCAUGCACCUGCCACAGGGGAUGGCCUAUGCCCUGUUGGCUUCGGUGCCCCCUGUGUUUGGACUGUACACUUCCUUCUACCCCUCUCUGGUCUAUUUCAUCUUUGGGACAUCCCGGCAUAUCUCCAUAGGUACAUUCACAGUGCUCAGUAUCAUGGUGGGCAGUGUCACAGAGAACUUGGCUCCAGACCAAGACUUCCUCAUCCUGAAUGGUACAAACCUGACCGAUGUGGUGAACAUCACAGCCCGUGAUGCCUACAGGGUCAAAGUGGCGGCCACAACAACCAUCCUGGGAGGAGCUAUCCAGGUGGUUCUGGGUAUGGUGCGGUUUGGCUUUGUGGGUACAUAUUUGUCAGAGCCACUGGUCCGGGCCUACACUACAGCUGCUGCCGUUCAUGCUGUGGUCGCACAGCUCAAAUACGUCUUUGACGUGUCCCCCAAACGCUUCAUCGGUCCCCUCUCCCUGGUGUAUACGCUGAUAGAUGUGUGCUCACUGUUACCAGAGACACAUUGGCCCACUCUGUUGGUGAGUUUUGUCUCUCUGGCAGUUCUCAUCAUCGCCAAGGAGCUCAACUCUGCCUUCAGCCACAAACUACCUGUCCCUGUUCCAGUGGAGCUCAUCACUAUUGUGGUGGCCACACUGAUAUCUCACUACGCUGGUCUGCACCACAGAUCUGACGUGGAUGUGGUGGGGGAGAUCCCAAGUGGGCUGAAGUCCCCUGUCGUGCCAGAGGUCAAUAUUUUUUGGGAGGUGCUUGGAGAUGCCUUUGCCCUUGCCAUUGUUGGCUACGCCAUCUCCAUCUCCCUGGGCAAGACCUUUGCCCUCAAACACGGCUACAAGGUGGACAGUAACCAGGAGCUGGUAGCCUUGGGCCUCAGUAAUGUGGCUGGUGGGUUCUUCCAGUGUUUUUCCGUCUGUUCCUCCAUGUCCCGCAGCCUGAUUCAGGAGACAACAGGGGGAAAGACGCAGAUGGCUGGGGUGGUCUCUGCUGUGAUAGUACUGGUGACAGUUCUAAAGCUGGGGGUGCUUUUCCAGGAACUGCCCAAGGCGGUUUUGUCAGCUAUCGUUAUCGUCAACCUGAAGGGCAUGUUCAAGCAGUAUUAUGACGUCAUCACACUGUGGAGAACCAGCAAGAUCGAUCUGCUGGUGUGGGUGGUCACCUGGGUCUCCACGCUGCUGUAUAACCUGGACUUGGGUCUGGCCAUCUCCAUCACCUUUGCCUUGCUGACUGUCAUCUUCAGAACUCAGCUUCCAACAUAUUCAGUCCUGGGACAGGUUCCAGGCACAGAGAUCUACCUAGACAUGGAGACACACAAGGAGGUGAGAGAAAUCCCAGGCAUCACCAUCUUCCGCUCGUCUGCCACAGUGUACUUUGCCAAUGCAGAGCUGUAUCUGGAUGCCUUGAAAGAGAAGAGUGGGCUGAACAUCACAAAAAUGAUCACCUACAAGAGGAGGCAGGAGGCCAAGCAGAGACGCAGAGAGCGGAGGGCACAGAGGAGAGCCAAGAGAGAGGCCAAGAGACAGAGGGAGGCCCUGACUGCAGGGGGGGAGGCCAGAGAGGAGGUGUUCUCCGUGGAGGAGGAGGCGAGUCGUUGGAAGGAGAAGGAAAAACAGGAGAACACGUCCAGCGAUGAACAGUAUUUGGGGCGUCGGGGGAACGGCACGGUGUUUGUCAUGCCAGCGACACCAAAUGCCCAUGGCAGCUGGGAGUACCUGAAAGGUGGAGACCCUGACUCCACCACGCUGGGCUCCAUCUCAGAGCUGGAUGGGGACACGACCACCCUGUCCAGCUGUGAUGACACCCUCAGCAGGGAUCUGGAGAGGGUGUCUCUGGGCUCGUUGGGCAAGUGGACCUGGGACAUCCACUCUAUCAUCCUUGACCUCUCCACUGCAAACUUCAUUGACACAGUGGCCAUCAAGACAAUCCGAAAUAUAUUCCAGGACUUUGGGGAGAUUGAUGUGGAUGUCUACAUAGCUGGCUGUCAGGCCUCUGUGGUGGAGCAGCUGGAGCGUGGGGACUUCUUCAGUUCUUCCAUCACCAAAGGUCGCCUAUUUGCUAGUAUACACGACGCUGUGCUGCACUGCCUCAGCCACCGGGGGGCGUCAGCUGUGCCAAGCUAUGAUUGUGCAGUGGGACUGUACAGCUGGGCUGCAUGA